This is a messenger RNA of Malaya genurostris, 537 nucleotides long. RefSeq lists its product as uncharacterized. The annotation marks the transcript as partial. Lineage: Eukaryota; Metazoa; Arthropoda; Insecta; Diptera; Culicidae. The record is from RefSeq and is a predicted model, not a curated record. The transcript has a single exon.
AAUAAUAAUAAUAAUAAUAAAAAUAAUAAUAAUAAUAAUAAUAAUAAUAAUAAUAAUAAUAAUAAUAAUAAUAAAAAUAAUAAUAAUAAUACUAAUACUAAUACUAAUACUAAUAAUAAUAAUAAUAAUAAUAAUAAUAAUACUAAUACUAAUAAUAAUAAUAAUAAUAAUAAUAAUAAUAAUAAUAAUAAUAAUAAUAAUAAUAAUAAUAAUAAUAAUAAUAAUAAUAAUAAUAAUAAUAAUAAUAAUAAUAAUAAUAAUAAUAAUAAUAAUAAUAAUAAUAAUAAUAAUAAUAAUAAUAAUAAUAAUAAUAAUAAUAAUAAUAAUAAUAAUAAUAAUAAUAAUAAUAAUAAUAAUAAUAAUAAUAAUAAUAAUAAUAACAAUAAUAAUAAUAAUAAUAAUAAUAAUAAUAAUAAUAAUAAUAAUAAUAAUAAUAAUAAUAAUAAUAAUAAUAAUAAUAAUAAUAAUAAUAAUAAUAAUAAUAAUAAUAAUAAUAAUAAUAAUAAUAAUAAUAAUAAUAAUAAUAAUAAUAAUAAU